GGGCAGCCUGCUGAGGGAGAGAAAUUAAAGUAAGUUUCAGAGUCCGAGUUCUCUUUCCUGGGACCGGAGUCUGUGGGUCUGCGGCAGCCGUAAACAACCAGGUGUGAAGAUGAAGAUUGCAGUGAUUGGUCAGAGCCUGUUUGGCCAGGAGGUGUACAAGGAGUUGAGAAAGGACGGUCACACAGUUGUAGGAGUGUUCACAAUACCGGACAAGGAUGGAAAGGCGGACCCACUGGCCACAGAAGCGGAGAAAGACGGAGUGCCUGUCUUCAAGUUCCCGCGCUGGCGGGUGAAGGGCCAGGCCAUCCCGGAGGUGGUGGCUCAGUACCAGAGCACGGGCGCAGAGCUCAACGUCCUGCCCUUCUGCUCCCAGUUCAUCCCCAUGGAGGUCAUCAACCACCCCAGCCACGGCUCCAUCAUCUACCACCCAUCCCUGCUCCCCCGCCACAGAGGGGCCUCCGCCAUCAACUGGACGCUUAUUCACGGUGAUAAAAAGGGCGGUUUCACUGUUUUCUGGGCUGAUGAUGGAUUGGACACGGGACCCAUCCUGCUGCAGAGGGAGUGUGAUGUGGAACCCAACGACACCGUCAACACAAUCUACAAGAGGUUUCUGUUUCCAGAGGGAGUCAAAGGAACAGUGGAAGCUGUGAGGCUGAUUGCAGAGGGGAAGGCCCCAAGAAUCACACAGCCACUGGAGGGUGCCACGUACGAGUGCAUUCAAAAGAAAGACAAUUCUAAGAUCGACUGGAACCAGUCUGCUGAGGCCAUCCACAACUGGAUUCGAGGAAACGACAAAGUGCCCGGGGCCUGGGCAGAGGUGGACGGACAGAAAGUGACUUUCUACGGCUCAUCCCUGGUGGACAGUCCCGCAGCAGCUGCUGGUCAGCCCCUGGACAUCCCUGGAGCCAGUCGACCGGGCAUCGUCACCAAGGCUGGUCUGGUGCUGUUUGGCAACGACGAAAAGGCGCUGCUGGUGAAAAAUCUGCAGUUUGAAGAUGGGAAGAUGAUCUCUGCAGCACAGUACUUCCACUCUGGUGGCAGUGCUGCUGUGGAGCUGACGGAGGAGGAAAAGAACUUUGCUGUGCAAAUGAAGGCAGUGUGGAAGAGCAUCCUGACCAAUGUUGACCAGGUUGAAGAUUCAACAGAUUUCUUUAAAUCUGGUGCUGCUUCAAUGGACGUGGUCAGGCUUGUGGAAGAGGUGAAGCUUCGGGCCAGCACCUGCCAGCUGCAAAACGAGGACGUCUACAUGAACACCACCUUUCAGGAUUUCAUCCAGAUGUGUGUGCGGAGGCUCAGAGGGGAGAGUGAUGAGGAGGAGCUCGUCGUUGAUUACGUGGAGAAGAACAUCAACAACAUGACCGUGAAGAUGCCUCAUCAGCUUUUUAUCAAUGGAGAGUUUGUUGAUGCAGCCGGAGGAAAGACCUACAAGACCAUCAACCCUGCCGAUGGCACGGCCAUAUGCGAGGUGUCCCUGGCACAGAUAAGUGAUGUGGACACAGCUGUGGCCGCUGCCAAGGAGGCCUUUGAAGAGGGGGAGUGGGGCAAGAUGAACCCAAGAGACAGAGGCAGACUCAUCUACAAGCUGGCUGACCUGAUGGAGCAGCACCAGGAGGAGCUGGCCACCAUUGAAUCCAUCGACUCGGGAGCUGUUUACACUCUAGCCCUCAAGACUCACGUGGGAAUGUCCAUUCAGACGUUCCGCUACUUUGCUGGAUGGUGUGACAAGAUUCAAGGCAGCACCAUUCCCAUCAACCAGGCCAGGCCCAAUCGCAACUUGACUUUCACCAAGAAGGAACCAAUAGGAGUGUGUGCCAUUGUGAUUCCCUGGAACUAUCCCCUGAUGAUGCUGGCCUGGAAGACGGCUGCCUGCCUGGCAGCUGGAAACACGGUGGUGCUGAAACCCGCACAGGUCACACCGCUUACAGCCCUUAAGUUCGCUGAACUGGCAGCUAGAGCCGGACUGCCCAAAGGGGUGAUCAACAUUCUACCUGGCUCAGGUGCACUUGUAGGCCAGCGUCUUUCAGACCAUCCAGAUGUGCGUAAAUUGGGCUUCACGGGUUCCACUGAAAUCGGCAAACACAUCAUGAAAAGCUGUGCAGUCAGUAACGUUAAAAAAGUCUCUCUGGAGCUGGGAGGGAAAUCCCCACUCAUCAUCUUCGGUGACUGUGACAUGGACAAGGCUGUGCGCAUGGGCAUGAGCUCGGUAUUCUUCAACAAAGGAGAAAACUGCAUCGCUGCUGGCCGCCUGUUUGUGGAGGACGUUAUUCACGACCAGUUUGUGAAAAGAGUGAUUGAGGAAGUGAAGAAGAUGAAGAUAGGGGAUCCACUGGACCGCUCCACAGACCACGGCCCUCAAAACCACAAAGCUCACCUUGACAAAUUGGUGGAGUAUUGUCAGACCGGUGUUACAGAAGGAGCCAAGCUAAUCUGCGGUGGUAAGCAGGUACAGCGAGCAGGUUUCUUUUUUGAACCCACAGUGUUUACAGAAGUCCAAGACCACAUGUACAUUGCUAAAGAGGAGUCCUUUGGCCCCAUUAUGAUCAUUUCCAAGUUCAAAAAUGGAGAGGUGGAUGAGGUCUUGAGGAGAGCCAAUGCCACAGAGUAUGGCCUGGCAUCAGGCGUUUUCACGCGAGACAUCAGCAAAGCUCUUUAUGUGAGCGAGCGGCUCAACGCUGGCACGGUGUUUGUGAACACCUACAACAAGACAGAUGUGGCCUCACCUUUCGGUGGCUUCAAACAGUCUGGAUUUGGCAAAGACCUGGGACAAGAGGCCCUCAAUGAAUACCUGAAGACAAAGGCGUUCACUGGAAAACAAUUUCACUGGAAAAAGAAGGCUUUCGUGGAGCAACACAGGGCCCGUGACUCGGCGACAACAUGGGACGGCGGCAGUCACAGAGGACGUCACCUCAGCCCCAGCAGCCGUUUGAGAGUCAGGAAAAUACCGAGAAGAGACCACAAAGAAGAAAGCACAGGUCUAAUGUCCCUUUGACCAAAUGCAAAUCUCCUCAACAUAGGUGAGAUGGCAAUAUACACACAUUUUGUCCUUUUGUAUUUCCUUUCCUCUUGGUGUAUUAACACUUUCCAUGCAGUGCUCAGGAAACUUCUGUGUCAAAUCCAGAUCCUCCUGCAGGAGGAAGGAUGGAGCCAAAGGGGCAGUUAGCUGCUCGGCGUAAACAUAGAGACCGCAAGCCCACCACUAUGAGGAGGAGUAAACAUAAAACAGCUUCUUCAUCCCCCCCCCUGUUGGAUUCCAGCUCUGUCCUGAGAGAGACACACCCCUUAAAGGAGGAGGAGGAAGUGCUGAGCGGUCAUGGACAAGCCGACGACAGUGAUACUGACCUGUCUGAGAGUGAGAGACUUCCUGUGUCCUCUUCAUCUUCAUCUUUCAGGCGAGUGCCUCCACAGCUUGAGCUGAGGCCAGAGGUCAUCAAUGAGGAAGACUGCUUCCCCCAGAGCUCCAGGAUCAGAGGACAGAGCCAUGCCGAGUCUCAGUUCCCAGACUUCCUCCCCCCGCCCUUUAACUCCUGGAGCCUCGGCCAGCUCGCUGUUUUCUACAACAUGGAGGGCAGGGCCGCCCCCCGGGCCCGGCCCGUGGGCCCCCUGGAGAGGUACCUGGAGAAGCUGCUGCACCUGGAAUGGCGUCAGAUCCAGACCGUCCAGGAGGAGAGCGGGAGGUCGGAGAUAACGUCCAGCUGCCAGCGGUCAGCUGCGGCGGCCUCGGCCCGCCUCAGCACGCCCAAGUGCAUCCUCCAGUGCCAGCGCGCCUUCCCCCUCACCCUCCUCUCCUCCCUGGCCAGCCGCCACUCCACCUGCAGCGCAGCGUCCUGCCACUCCCAUCACGCGUCCACUCACCAGUCCAGACUCAGCCCAAUGCUGGAGCGCGGCAGAGGGCCGGCGCCGCUCCCCAAAAGAAGCUACAGCGAGAGCCGGGUACCCUCCUCUGACCACAACUCCCAAUUCAGCACCUCUGUGGGGACUAACAGUUACCUCAGGAGAAUGCAAGCUUCUGGAAACAUCCGCAAACCCCUCCACGGUGCUACGGCCCGGCCACACACCAUCGGCUGGGACUCUGUGGACUAUGCCAGAACGGAGCAGGUGGUGAGCAGCAGACUGGUGGCGUCUCGGAGGAGGAGCGGCUCAGAGCAAAGGAGAGUGGGAGCAGAACGACAGCAGAACGGAUCGGAGAAAAGGAGGAGUGACUCCGAGUGUAGGAAAGGUAGGGCUCAGCAGCGAAGGGUGACCACAUUUCAGGAGCAGAGAGCAAAACAGGACGCUGCCACUACAGCUCUAGAUGAUUUACCUGGGUCCAAAACAUCUAGUGUUCAAAGACCAAGCAGGGCAAAACAGGUUGAAUUUGUUACAUAACAGCUUUAGUUUAAUGAACGUUUACAGUAAUACACUUCUAUGUUUAAUGUUAGGUUUAGUUUAGUUUUUACAUCUACUCUCACCACCUUUAUGAUUUAGUCGUGAAUGCAUGUUUUGAUAAGCAAUUAUUACGUAUUCUUUCUGACUGAAUUUAGUUUAAUUUGCCUGUUUUUUUUUUACCUGCGUCUUAAAAAUGGUCUACAUGUUUGUUUAGCUACUGAAGGUAUAGCUAAUAUGAAUGAUUUUUAACUUAAUGUUGUGAAUUGCAGUUAAAUAAGCUAACAUCGAACUGAAUGUUUACAUGGUUGAUCACUUACAAAGGAUGUUAUUAAACCUAUGGCCUUUGUCAGUACAAUACAUCAUGUGUACAUUUGUUUUUUAUCUGGUGGUUCGAGGUGCUGCCUCACAACAAGAGGGCUCCCAGUUUUAUUCAGCAGGGGCCCGAUGACAGAUUUGAUAGUCUCCAGUCCCCCUUGAGACCCUCCUAGGUAAAAGUGGUAUAGACAAUGAAUGGAUGAAUGUUAUUUACAACAUUGACUAUGCAAUUGAAUUACACCAAACAAUUAAAAGUGAGAAUUGCUAUUCAUCAAAAA
Menidia menidia (Atlantic silverside) is the source of this 4958-nucleotide messenger RNA. The record is from the annotation of a GenBank genome assembly. Lineage: Eukaryota; Metazoa; Chordata; Actinopteri; Atheriniformes; Atherinopsidae.